UCCCGGCGCAGCUCCCGGGUCGGUGCCCGGCUGAAAAGGCGUGCGCCCGGCGCCGCUGCGGGACCGGACCGCCAUGGGCCGCGCCGCCCUGCGCUUCGCGUCCGUGCCGCUGCCGCUGCUGCUGCUGCUGCUGCUCCGGGCCGAGCGGCCGCAGGGCACCGAACUCACCUUCGAGCUGCCGGACAGCGCCCGGCAGUGCUUCCACGAGGAGGUGGGGCGGGGCGUCAGGUUCGCCCUGGACUACCAGGUCAUCACUGGAGGCCACUACGACGUUGACUGCUCUGUGGAGGACCCCCUCGGCAACACCAUCUACAGGGAGACCAAGAAGCAGUAUGACAGCUUCACGUACCGGGCUGAGGUCCAGGGGGUCUAUCGGUUUUGCUUCAGUAAUGAGUUCUCCACCUUCUCUCACAAGACCGUCUAUUUUGACUUGCAAGUGGGCGACGAGCCCCCUAUUCUCCCAGACAUGGGGAGCAGGGUCACAGCUCUCACCCAGAUGGAGUCCGCCUGCGUGACCAUCCACGAGGCCCUGAGGACGGUGGUGGACUCCCAGACGCAUUACCGGCUCCGGGAGGCCCAGGACCGGGCCCGGGCUGAGGACCUGAAUAGCCGGGUCUCUUACUGGUCUCUUGGCGAGACCAUCACCCUGUUUGUGGUCAGCGUCAGCCAGGUGCUGCUGCUGAAAAGCUUCUUCACGGAAAAGCAGCCUGUCAGCCGGGCGGUCCACUCCUAGUGGGGGCGUCCUGUGUCGGCGUCCCUCACACCCCAGGAUGGAGCAGUUCUCGGAGUUCACAGGCUUCUGCUGUGCUGUGGACGCCACUCCGGUGCUGCAGAUGUGCUCACCUCUCCUUCCAUUCAUGCGCUUAAGCCUUGUCCCCCACUUUGGAUCCUACGGCCCUCCCAUUGUGUGCUUGUUUACAGGUGGGCGGGUGUGGGGUGGGCCACUGGGAGGGCCGGAGGGCUGGUGGGCGGAGCCUCAGUGCCACACCUGCUGCUCCGGGUUGCCUGGCUCAUCCGGCCCCUGUGUGUCCUGUCCUCUGCAGAGUGGCCUUGCCUCCCGCCGAGCUCUCUGUACCUGAGGCUGCUCUGCAGAAAUUCCCACCCCAGGUGGCAGUGCUGUCAGCCUGCAUGCAGGAGCGAAGUGGUGACGGGGUGCCCUUGGUCAGCUGUGUAUUUCCUCGGACGCAGACUCUGGCUAAUAAAGACUGAGCAUGAGCACCGUG
Molecule: messenger RNA, 1223 nt
Organism: Hipposideros armiger (great roundleaf bat)
Lineage: Eukaryota; Metazoa; Chordata; Mammalia; Chiroptera; Hipposideridae
Gene: TMED3
Product: transmembrane p24 trafficking protein 3
Exons: 3
Coding region: 74-733 (219 amino acids)
Source: RefSeq, a predicted model, not a curated record